This is a messenger RNA of Procambarus clarkii (red swamp crayfish), 808 nucleotides long. Lineage: Eukaryota; Metazoa; Arthropoda; Malacostraca; Decapoda; Cambaridae. The record is from RefSeq and is a predicted model, not a curated record.
UUGACCUGUUGAUGUGCUCCUCCCGAUAGCUCUGCUGGUGUUCGCUCUGCCGGCGGAGUCUGGCGAGAAGAUCAGCAUGGGCGUCAACUCCAUGCUGGCCAUGAUGGUGUUCCUUAUGGCCAUGAUUGACAACCUCCCGCCCUCGGAGAAGCUGCCCCUCGCAGGUGUGUACUACGGCGGGUGUCUGGUGGUGGUCACUAUGAACAUCAGCUUCUCCGUGUACGUGCUCAGCCUCUCUCAUGCUGGUGAGAGAGAUCACCAAGUGCCUCCCUGGCUCAGGUCGGCUACGGUGAUGUGCUCGCGGAUAGUGAGGAUGAGAGUGCCCACAGUUGUUGUGAAGGCCUGGCACCUGGACGCGCAGAACCUUAAGGCCAAGAAGGAUAGCGUGCAACCCCACAGCAGCGGCGGCGACGAUAGCGACGACGACACCUUGACAGAGAACACAAUGCAAGUUCGCGUCAUCAAGCUCAAACCUAACUACUGUGCGGAGGGCGCGGACAUGCUCAAGGACCCUUACCAGCGGAGGUCCCUGCAAGCCUUGGAAGGGAUCCAACACCUUCUCUCCAAGGAAGCAUCCGUGCAUAGGUCACACACGAAGAAAUCUUCACUGAUGCAAGAGUGGAAGUACAUCUCACGGGCAAUGGACCGUCUGCUCUUCUACAUCUUCUGCGGUGGAACCCUCCUCUUCAAUGCCAUCAUUCUCUCCCAAUCCCCCUUUGGGGUAAAGUUCGAGUACUGUUCCCGGGGAGCGGGCAUGUGUACGGAGAGUGGCAGCUCCCAGCCUGCUGAACCUCAACCACAUUUAUAA